CGCAGGCGAGAGCGGCCCGCCCGGCCCCCGCGCCCGGCCCGCCAUGUCCUCCGCCAGGUUCGACUCCUCGGACCGCUCGGCCUGGUACAUGGGGCCCGUGUCUCGCCAGGAGGCGCAGACCCGGCUCCAGGGCCAGCGCCACGGCGUGUUCCUCGUCCGCGACUCGUCCACCUGCCCGGGGGACUACGUGCUGUCCGUGUCCGAGAACUCGCGGGUGUCCCACUACAUCAUCAACUCGCUGCCCAACCGCCGCUUCAAGAUCGGGGACCAGGAGUUCGAGCACCUGCCGGCGCUGCUGGAGUUCUACAAGAUCCACUACCUGGACACCACCACGCUCAUCGAGCCGGCGCCCAGGUACCCCAGCCCGCCGGUGGGCUCCGUGUCCGCACCCAGCCUGCCCACCGCGGAGGAGAGCCUGGAGUACGUGCGGACUCUGUACGACUUCCCUGGGAACGACGCUGAGGACCUGCCCUUCAAGAAGGGCGAGAUCCUGGUGAUCGUUGAGAAGCCGGAGGAGCAGUGGUGGAGCGCCCGGAACAAGGACGGCCGGGUGGGCAUGAUCCCCGUGCCCUACGUGGAGAAGCUCGUGCGGGCCUCGGCCCAGGGCAAGCCCGGGAACAGGAAUUCCAACAGCUACGGGGUCCCCGAGCCCGCCCACGCCUACGCACAGCCGCAGACCACGGCGCCCCCUCCUGCCGCCGGCGCCCCCGGGGCCGCCGUCAGCCCCCUGCCGUCCACACAGAAUGGACCUGUCUUUGCAAAAGCAAUUCAGAAACGCGUGCCCUGUGCUUACGACAAGACCGCCCUGGCCUUAGAGGUGGGUGACAUCGUGAAGGUCACGAGGAUGAACAUCAACGGCCAGUGGGAGGGCGAGGUGAACGGGCGCAAAGGGCUCUUCCCCUUCACGCACGUCAAGAUCAUCGACCCCCAGAACCCGGACGAGAGCGAGUGACCGCCGCCGCCCCGCACCUGCUGCUCGUCCUGCCCCUCUGUCUCCUCCCGCUGGGGCAGCCCCCCUGGGCAGGCCCCGCGCUGCCCGCCUCGGCUUUGCAGCGGCACCCCGCCCGGGCGUGCUCAGGGCUGCCCGCAGUGUAUCAUAGUUGUGUUGUCGCAGAGUAGCUGAUCUUAGAGUCGUUGGGCCGUGGACUGGAAACACUGGUGGAGGCGCACGGGGGCGAGAAGGUGCCCCCGGCCUGGACGCGCGGCGGCGGGGCUGUGCCCGGGGCGAGCGGAGCGCGGACUCUUCGGGAGAGGGACGCUGCCCUACACUCUCCACAUCUGGCUUUUGGUUUUCCUUUCUUUCCCGCCUCUGUUUGGUUUGGUUUUGGAAGGCUUCGUUAAUUAGACCUGUUUGUUCUGAAGAGGUGUUUAAGUAGCAGGUUGGGUUCUGUGAUAUCAGGGAUGCGCCGCUGUGCCCUUGGGGGCAGCACGGAUGGAGCCCCGAGGCAGAGGUCCUCCUGUCUGGAGCUGCCCUCCUGGCCCUGCGUUUCCCCGCUGCGCGCACAGCCUUCCGGACGACAUCAGCAAAGGCAUCAGAGCCGGGGGCUCACCCUGUCUGCUGGCAGAGGAGUGGCCUUUCCGUGAAGGCACCUCUGGAAACUAUGGCCCGGGUUUUCUCAGCAGUUGGAUUCACUCCAGAGCCUGUCGCCCACUCACCGAGCCCGGCUCUGCCUGGCCUCACGCUCGCCCGGCUGCCUGAGGGCGCGGGUGCUGAUGCUGGCUGCCCCCAGCAUGACCGUGUCGGGCCCCGGGCCCAGGAGGUGAGCCAGCGCCCACCCUGUGGUCGGUGUCCCCGUCGGAUACUCGAGGUCUGUUCACACGAUCCAUUCACACAAUCCCACAGUGCACGGCCAGCCGGGUAGACCCCCGCCCAGGCCCUGUGGCCUGCGGGCCCCGGUGAAGACAGGCCUCUGCUAGAACCAGCCCCGCCUGGGGUCGCAGCCUGAGAAGUCCUGUCCCCCGAGUCUGCUGUGGCCGGGGCGCGACCCCGGGGUCGGGUCAUGAGGGUGGGGGCAGUUUCUCCGGGGUCGGAACCAGCCGGCCCCUGCUCUCGGGCUCGCUCUUAGCUCUGCGGUCGGGGCUGGCCGGUGCCUCCAGUCUCCGUCUCCGUGGCUUCCUGAGAGGCUGUGCUGGGCGCGUCUUCAUCCUGGGUGCCGUGGCCGCUCCGCCCCAGGCUGCCCAUCGCCGCUGCCUCACCCGUGGCCGGUGGGGUGGCCGUGCCAGGACCCCUGCCCUCUUCCUGGGGCUGACAGGCGCUGUGUCCUCACCCGGUGCCUGUCUCCGGGGCUGCCCUGAGAUUCGGAGCCCAAGCGGACUGAGAGCUGCACGCUCUGGACGUGGGCCAAGGCAGGGCCUCUGUGACUCCGACCCUGUUAGCUUUUAAUCGGGGAAACACUAAGCACACGGGGGACGGCUGCCCGCCGUGCCCUGGGGCUCUGAGAAGACUGCACAGGAGACCGGAGUCCUCGGAGGCGCCACCCCCGGAGCCUGCCCUGCGUGUGUCCCUCCGGACUGUGGGUGUCUCAGCAGCUCACCUGGACGUGGCCCUGGGCUCACCCUGGGGCAGGCCCUCCCAGGACCCCUGCCCGCCCGCUCCGCCCGGAGACACAGCCCAGGAGGGGCCCCCGCGGCCAGGCCGUGUGCUCAGAGGGCGUGAACAUCUCACUUGGAAAAGGGAUGCUGUCGAGCCAGGGGGUUAUAAUUUAAUCCUUUAAUGUCGUGUUCAUUAACCUCUUAGAACGAGUCCUGAGUGCUCUCACGUGGAGCGCGCGCGAGACACCCCAGGUUCCCCCACGGCGUCUGGGGCUGGAUGCGCCCGCGGCGGAGGGUCCCCCGAGCCAGGCCAGGGCUCUGCAGGAGGAGCAGCGGCCUUGCCUCUCAACGGCCGUCACUGUGUGUUUGACAGUAACAGCCACACGACACAGACUCUUUGACCUGUAACUUAAAGAUCGUAAACUUCAGGCAAUAAUACUUUCUGUGUAAGCUUUUAAAAUUAUUUUUGGGGAUCAUAGCUUGUUUUAUUUUGUGCUAUAAAAUUAACAGUAUUAAAUGACUUAUAUUCUUAGAAUACAUGGAGUGUCUUUUCUUAACAGGUCAGUGCCUUUUUAUUUUUGUAUCCGUUUGCGUUGCUGGUCCCAGCCUCAGACCCUUGUUUCCAUGGCCUGUCUGUACAUCGUCUCAAUAAACGUGCACCGCCGCUGGUGGCCCUGCUCUGUGUCGG
Molecule: messenger RNA, 3220 nt
Organism: Budorcas taxicolor (takin)
Lineage: Eukaryota; Metazoa; Chordata; Mammalia; Artiodactyla; Bovidae
Gene: CRKL
Product: CRK like proto-oncogene, adaptor protein
Exons: 3
Coding region: 44-952 (302 amino acids)
Biological process (GO): positive regulation of ERK1 and ERK2 cascade
Molecular function (GO): protein binding
Source: RefSeq, a predicted model, not a curated record